This is a messenger RNA of Nematostella vectensis (starlet sea anemone), 990 nucleotides long. Its product is annotated as QRFP-like peptide receptor. Gene Ontology annotation, molecular function: G protein-coupled receptor activity. The record is from RefSeq and is a predicted model, not a curated record. NCBI's taxonomy places the organism in Eukaryota, Metazoa, Cnidaria, Anthozoa, Actiniaria, Edwardsiidae. Bases 1 to 990 code for a protein of 329 amino acids. Gene Ontology annotation, cellular component: membrane. The transcript has 2 exons. Gene Ontology annotation, biological process: G protein-coupled receptor signaling pathway.
AUGCUCAAGUGGAAAGCUUUAGCAAGAGCGAUACAAGAAUCCCUGGCUAAAAAUGAGGUUGACUUGACCAACUGCCGCGGGCAUAGCUCAUCAAUGAGCUCGGAUAAGAAAGGAGGAGUGUUCCUAUUGGUCACGCCUGGUUACGCCAUUCCUCCCCAGUCCUUCCCGAGGCUGACAGGGAUUGGUGGUAAAGUGUUCUGCCGUCUUGUCUUUUCAACUUACUGUAUCUUCGUGCUAGGAAAAGCGUCCAACGCUACAAUAAUGUGCAUUGCAAUAGAACGCUGGUAUGCUGUUGUCAUGCCAACCAAGUACAAGGCCAAGUUCGGAAGACGGCGAAUCUAUGGAUAUAUUGGACUUAUAUGGCUAUCUGCAUCCAUUACAGAAAUAUUCGAGUUGUUUAUCACAAAGCUCGGUUCAGACGGCCGUUGCCGAUGGGUGACGCCAUUCUAUGGCGUGACACUUGAGAAUGCGUUUGUUGUGUUACACAUCACCAUCACGUUUUACAUCCCCAGUGUAGUCACAUGGGCUUCUUUUGGCCAUAUAUGGAUACGGUUGCGACAAGACCCAAUGAGAGUGUACCGUGAUGCCUUGCGAAACUUUCCUGGUAACAGUUACUAUACCGUGCUAUCACAAAGCAUCCAUCGCAACAGAACCAUGCAACGUGUUGUGCGCAUGUGCGCAUUGGCGGCUCUGUUCUUGACAGUUUGUUGGCUUCCCAUUGAAACGUUUUGGAUUCUUAAAAAAUACCAGAUUGUUAUUUUAACGCAAGAUUAUUACAUGGGCUUCAGCAUGCUAGCAUUCUUUAGCGCAUGCGUAAACCCGAUGCUCUAUUGCCUUGCAAAUAGGACAUACAGACGCGAGGUGUUCAGAUUGUGCACGAGGCAUUCACGUGUGGUCCCGUAUGAAUCACGUGAUAUGGGCGAUCAGAUUUCUCUUGAAAAUCUACCAGGAAUGAAGGAUUGCACAAAUGCGGUGGAUUCUACUAAUUGA